Messenger RNA from Durusdinium trenchii, 4320 nucleotides. Lineage: Eukaryota; Dinophyceae; Suessiales; Symbiodiniaceae. The record is from the annotation of a GenBank genome assembly.
AUGCAGCGCUUUGAGGAGCGUUUGGCCACUCAGGAGAAGCGCAUGAGCGAUUGCCGACUUCAACUUCAAACCUCCAACGAUGAAUUCUUGCAGGCUAUCAAUCGUCGGUGUGAAGUGCUGGAAAAGAUAGUUUGGGAAGGGCAAAGUGACAAAGGAGAUAUUGAGGCAGUCUUCAAAAGGUUGGCAGAGGCUGCACCAAUUAGAGAACUACAGGAUGAGAUCAAUGCUUGCAACUACGAGAAAGAGGUGCAGCGGACACGGCUCACCACCAUUGAAGCAAAGCUCUCGAAGUCAGCUGCCUUGGAAUCCAAGGUGGACUUCAUGGAAUCUCAGACGGCUCAGCAACUUGAGGAGCAGGCACAGAAGUUCCGCCAUGUCAGCGAGUUGCAGCAGAAAUUGUCACAGAAAUUGGCAUCCACCGAGGCUGCUUGCCAACGAGUCGAGUCGCAAGGAGGAUCCCUACAAGCGAAGCUGCAGUCGCAGAUGGAUGAGGAGAAGGAGCGCAUGUCCAGCAGCUUUGAAGCUCUGCAACAACGUGUGGCUAAACAGCUGGAUGAGGUUGAGAGUCGAGCAUCUCGCGGUUCCAAACGCUCGGAGCAAGACCUUGUGGAGCACAUGAAUGCCUUGGCACAGAAACUCAUGGACGAGAGUGUUGCUGCACAGAACAAGGCCGAGAAGCGGCUAAACACUGUAGAUGAGCGUUGCGACCAAGUGAUUCAGGCUGCCAGAGGCCAGAUGGAAAGGGCAGUUCAGGAUCUGAAGAUGGACGCCGAAGUGGCUAAAAAUGCCAUGGAAGCUGACUUGCAGCGCAUGGAUCGCUUUGUGCAAGAAAUCGGGUCAAAAAUGUCCACACAGGAAGGUCAGCUGUUGCGCUUGUCGGAUAUGGACAUCCAGAGGUCGCGAAUUGAGGCUGUGGAGUCCAAAAUCACUGAGGUCCAGGGGGAGCAAAGACUCCUGCGCGACCUGAAGUCCAUCGUGGAUGCCCACAAGCUACAGGCUGAUCGAAGACUGGGCGACUUGGAUACAGCACAAAGCUCCCUCGAGGAGCAGCUGCGUGAGAAGGAGCGGCGGCGAAACACGGAAGCCGACGAACAGAGGGCUCGCUUUGAAGGGCUGGACAACCGGCUGACAGAGCUUCAGGUGAGCCAGGUAAGGCAAAAAACUUCCCUGGAGAACUUGGAUGUUGCUGUGUCUGGCCUGGAGCCACUUCGCACGACAGUGACUACCCUUCAAGGCAGCCUUGCUGCAGUGGAAGAGCAGAUCAGAGCACGUGCUCAGGAGUGGUCUCAGGACAUGCAGCAAGCUUGGAACUCUCAAAACGGAGCCACGAUGAGGAUGAAUGCCCUGGCGACGGAUGUUGGAAAGCUCCAGCAAAGUUUGGAAAGUCUGAAGCUAACCACACAAACCCUUGAUGCGCGUGGAGAUACAUUGCUCUCACAUUUGUCUUCAAUGGAAGGUGUGGUGCAAUCCAUUCAAGAUCGACUUGCAGCAGGUCCUACCAGCCUUGAAGGCAGUCCACGUGCUGCCCGAGUCGAGAUUCAGGAAUUGGUGGCGAUGUCCGAAAGUCGUACUUUGCAACGCACCAAGAGUGAAGUGGAAAGUCUAAGACUUCAACUGGUGGAUUUACGCAGUUCGCUGAAUGAUGGCCUUGAUGCGAGAACGGCUGCCACCGGAGAAGUUGAGAGAAAAUCUGCAUCUUUGCACGACUCUUUGCAGGCGGUGCGUGCAGAGAUGAAUUCCCUACGCGGUGAAUCUCAAGAGGCCUCCAUUAGAGAGGCUCGCCUGGGUGCUGAGGUGCGAUCCGUCAUGGAAACGUUGAGCGUCUUCCAAUCGGAGUUGCGGGAGACGGCGGCCAAGACGGCGGGGCAAAUUGCGGACUCGGCACGUUUGGAGCAAGCGAUCUUGGUCUUGCAGCAGCACCAGAGAGCAAGCAACUUUGCCAAUAUGUCCAACAUGUCGUUCUCAGAGGCAGGAUCUCCGCACGCCCCACACGUAAGCUUUUCACCGGCCAAGCCACGAGUGGAGGAGCGACUUCGACGGGUGGAAGAUGUCUUGGACAUGUUACCGCCACAACUUCAGGAGCGACUACGGAUCCUGGAGGCGUCCUCCAGUACAUCUGAGGUGAAGACGAGUUCUGCAGCCACAGCGGCUGUGAAUGCCGUGACCUCUUCCUUGGCCCCACAGAUGGAUGAGAUGCGAUCGCGCUUUGCCCUACUGAACCAAGAACAACAAGAGUUGGAGACUCGACUGCGAAGAGCAGAGCAGAGACUCGAGCGCUCGGCAGUGCACCAACCACCUGGGACGGUUUCUCGAGAGCUGUCACCUCGGGAUCGGGAGAGCCCACGGGUCUCCGAAGAGAUCGGAGCACGACUCAGUCGACUUGAAGACCUCUUGACACUUGAUACUGUGGACACGAGUGCACUGGAGAGCUUUGCUCUACCGUCUGGGGCCACGUUGAGGGUCACGUUGAAUUGGACAGACGAAUCGAUCAAUGACGGGGACCUGCGAAGCGUACUCCAAGAGGUGGCAACAGUUGAGUUGUUGCGUAUUGAUCAUGUGGAUUAUUCCAGUCAACUUGGACCUUCAGGCACGGUUUGCUGGUUGUCAGCCUCCAGCCCGGCUGAAAGUCAAUUGCGACAGCAGCUGGAGAACCCCCAAAGUGAACUGCGCCGUCAAUUGCCUGGGCUGCAUGCAGAGGUUUCCUCAGUCUCAGCGAUUUCAGCAAGUGUCUUGGGCCCACUCACUCGACAGCUGUCUUCUCGUGUAACCAGUUUGGAAGAAGCACAACGGCAACUGGCGGUAGGUCUCUCUGGAGUGGAGCGCCAGGUUCUAAAUAUUGAAGGUCGAAUGGCAGGCAGUUUGGGAGUUACAUCCCUGUCUCGGAUGUCUCGCAACACACCAAGCUUCCCUGCAUUGUCACACUCGACACACUCUACAAGCCUUUCUCCUGAGCCGAAGCAUACAACCUUUCCAAAGCAAGCAACCUUUGCUCCGUUUGAGCCUGUCACUCGGACGUCUCGACGGGAAGCUGACGAGGACGGCUCCGUCCGCGACUUGGAUUUUGAGGGCUUGGAUGUGUCACCACAAAGAGUGAUUCAAGAGGAGAGACCCACCGCUUCACAAGAGGAGGAGAGACUGCGCGAGCAGGAAGCAGUUGAGCGAGUUCGGAGAGAGCUUGAAGAAGCUGAGGCCAAAAGGAAAGAGAGUGCAGAGCUCAAUCGAAAGCGUAUGCAAGAGGAAAUUGAAGAGCGAAGGAGACUGAAAGAAGCAGAGGAAGCUGCACGAGAAGCUGAAAGAAGGCAAAUGGAGGAGGAUAGGCAAGCUGAGCAAAGAAGAGCAGAGGAGCAGGAAGAGAGGAGACGCAAAGCAGAAGAGAUGAGACGAAAAGAGGCAGAAGAACAGAUGCGCAGAGUUGAGGAAGAAAGGCGCAGGAAGGAGGCUGAAGAACGCAGGCAAAAAGAGCAAGAAGAACAGAAACAGCGAGAUGAGGAAGAAAGGCGGAGGAAGGAGGUUGAAGAACUUAGACGACAGAGAGAGGAGGAGCAGAAAGUGAAAGAGGAAGAAGAAAGGCGCAGGAAGGAGGCUGAGGACCUCAGGCGAAGAGAAGAAGAAGAACAGAAAAGGAGAGAUGAAGAAGAAAGGCGGAGGAAGGAGGCCGAAGAACUUAGACGAAAGGAGGCAGAGCAAAAGUUAGAGGAAGCACGAAGACUAGAGGAGCAAAGAAAGGAGGAAGAAGCGAGGCAAAAACAGCAAGAGGAGGCUGCCCGUGUUGCAGUGACCCAACCGAAGCAACCACACACGCCAACAUCAGCAUCUCAGGUUGCAAAGCCUGGCUUUGACAAGCCUCGCCGGGCACGAGUCACGGGUGCACCUGCAACGGCAAGGGCAUCUGCAAAAUCCAAGGAAGAAGACAUGCAGAAGGUCUUCAAUGCUAUCGGUCCAACCAGCGGGGUCUUGACUCUGGAAGAUUUGCAGAGCUACUUGUGCGACCAUUUGGGUUUCGGACAGGCGGAAGCAGCUUCGUUCUUCAAAGACUUUGCGGAAGGUGAUGGAGUUUCCUUUGAAAGCUUCAAGAAGGGCUAUCCUCGAUUGAACCCAUUCCUGUUGAGCAAACGUCAAAAUGAAAUGCUGGUCCGAAAGUCUGGCUCGUUGAGUUCAUGUGGCCCUCAAAGUUUGCAAGUGGAGGAACUCGAUGACUGCGAGGUGUAUGUGUGUGAAGUGACCAAUACCAUUUUUGUUGACGAAUGCAAGCGGUGCGCUAUGCUUAUCGGUCCUUGCGAAACCUCCGUAUUCGUUCGGGACUGCUGCUGGGCUGCCUGA